CGCCCUUGAGUUCCGCCCAAAAGGGAAAUGACGCCGGUGCAGAAAAUGGCGUCCGCAAAGCGCUGUGGUUUGUUAUCCCGUUUAAUUUAGAGCCGGAGUCGGGGGGGUCUCUCUUCGUCUGGCGCACGGACGACAACAUGGCAGUGCACCGCUGCCGUCCGCCUUUCUCGGUUCCGGAAUAGAACCCGCAACUUCAUGUCCGAAGGAGCCAGUGCUGCCUGGUCGAAGAGGGGUUGUGGGGAUUCGCACCGCCGAGAACCAGGGAAACAUAAACACAGGAAAUGCGAGCGGCCGCUUAGCGCUCAGCCGCCAAAGCCUGUGAUUGUUCUCCCGGGCUCCAAAAGGUGAUUGACGCUCAGAAAAGGGACAUUGUUAGCAUCUCCCGGACACAAGGGGCACUGUCCUCUGAUUGGCUCGGACAACCCCCUCUGACAUGCCCGUGGCCAAUCAGAGGUGUGUUAUGUCGGGGGCAGAUGUGGAGGUGUACCUGUCCCAGGUGCACGACGGGAGUGUGUCGUCGGGCUUCCGGGCGCUGUACGAGGAGCGUCUGCUGCUGGACGUCACCCUGCUGAUCGAGGAGCACCACUUCCAGGCCCACAAGGCGCUCCUGGCCACCCAGAGCGACUACUUCCGGGUCAUGUUCACAGCAGACAUGAGGGAGCGGGACCAGGACAAGAUCCACAUGAAGGGGCUGACGGCCGCUGGGUUCGGCCACAUCCUCCGCUUCAUGUACUACGGCUCGCUGGAGCUCAGCAUGCCCACCGUCCAGGAGAUCCUCCAGGCGGCCAUGUACGUCCAGCUGACGGAGGCGGUGGAGUUCUGCUGCUCCUUCCUGCUGGCCAAGAUCUGCCUGGAGAACUGCGCUGAGGUCAUGCGCCUCCUGGAGGACUUCAGCGUGGGCGUGGAGGGCGUCCAGGAGCAGCUCGACAACUUCCUCCUCGACAACUUCGUCCCCCUCAUGAGCCGACCCGACUUCCUGUCCUACCUCAGCCUGGAGAGACUGCAGGCGUACCUGAACAGCGACGCUCUGAGCCGCUUCCCAGAAAUCGAGCUGUACGAAGCCGUCCAGUCGUGGCUGCGACACGACCGGCGGCGCUGGAGGCACACGGACACCAUCGUGCAGUCCAUCCGCUUCUGCCUCAUGACCCCCGCCAACAUCUUUGAGAAGGUGAAGACGUCGGAGUUUUACCGCUACUCCAGACAGCUGCGGCAGGAGGUGGACCAGGCGCUCAGCUACUUCCACGAUGUGAACCAGCAGCCUCUGGUGGACACGCGCUCCAACCGCAUCCGCUCCGUCCGCCCGCAGACCGCCGUCUUCCGGGGGAUGAUCGGUCACAGCAUGGUCAACAGCAAGAUCCUCCUGCUGCAGCGCCCAAAGGUGUGGUGGGAGCUGGAGGGGCCGCAGGUGCCGCUGCGACCGGACUGCCUCGCAAUCGUCAACAACUUUGCCUUCCUGUUGGGCGGCGAGGAGCUGGGGCCCGACGGGGAGUUUCACGCCUCCUCCAAAGUCUACCGCUACGACCCUCGACAGAACUCCUGGCUGCGCAUGGCCGACAUGUCCGUGCCCAGGUCGGAGUUCGCCGUCGGCGUCAUCGGCAAGUUCAUCUACGCCGUGGCGGGCCGCACGCGAGACGAGACCUUCUACUCCACGGAGCGCUAUGACAUCACGGAGGACCGCUGGGAGUUCGUGGACCCGUACCCCGUCAACAAGUACGGUCACGAGGGGACGGUCCUCAGCGGCAAACUGUACAUCACCGGCGGCAUCACCUCCUCCUCCACCUCCAAACAGGUGUGCGUGUUUGAUCCAGGGCGGGAGGCGGGAGGAGGUGCGGGAGGAGGAGGAGGUGCGGGAGGAGGUGGUGGCGGCAGCUCAGGCGGGUCAGACGCACACAGGACACGCGCCGGCCGCGGCCCGCCGCUGCCCGGCACGCACGCCAGCUGCUGGGAGAACAAAUCCAAAAUGAACUACGCCCGCUGCUUCCACAAGAUGAUCUCCCACAACGGGAAGCUGUACGUGUUCGGAGGCGUGUGCGUGAUCCUGCGGGCGUCCUUCGAGUCCCAGGGCUGCCCGUCCACCGAGGUGUACGACCCGGACACGGACGAGUGGACCAUCCUCGCCUCCAUGCCCAUCGGGCGCAGCGGCCACGGGGUGGCGGUGCUGGACAGGCAGAUCAUGGUGCUGGGCGGCCUGUGUUACAACGGCCACUACAGUGACUCCAUCCUCACCUUCGACCCCGACGACAACAAGUGGAAGGAGGAUGAGUAUCCCAGGAUGCCUUGCAAACUGGACGGUCUGCAGGUGUGCAGCCUGCACUUCCCAGAGUACGUGCUCGAGCACGUCAGACGCUGCAGCUGAGGCCAGAGAGCCUCCUUUUUUUAAUAGAAAUGGGAAUGUGCCGUUCAAGGACUGGAGUCUCUUCCCUCCGUUGGGAGAUCCGGUGGGGGAGGGCGAGGAGGGUGGGGACUCUUCUGAUGUGCGGGCUUUUUAAAAAAAAAGUGGAGACCAGCACUUGCCUUCAGGUGAGGGGAGAACGUGGCCUCGUGUCACACGGCCUGUCAAAGCGCAACGCGGUGAAGACGUUGAACAUUUUCAGAAUUAGCUUUUCUCAGAAAACCUUUAAGGAAGAAAAGAAGAAAAAAAAAGAAGAAGAAAAAAGGUUAAAUUCUGCUGGUUUAUGUUUGGACUGUGGUCAGUUUUCCUAUUCUACUACUCACCUACUGUAUUUAGGCUGUCCAGUCAAGCUUAUCGCAGAAACGCACUGGAAGCGACGGAUUCACGCUUUUUAAAAAUAUGUCUUAUUGCGCCGGUCGAACGACUGGCAGGUUUCUCUAUUUAAUUUAAAGGCAAACAAACAUCCUGUGUAUCGUCACUCGAGUAAAAAACAAACAAGAAACGCCCUCUAAGAUAUAUAUUACAGCAAGUAUGCGAUUGAGUAUACGAACACGUUGUUCACACUAUAUCCUGUAGUGCAGCUCCUCCGGACGCUUUGACCACGUUGUUGUUGGAAGCUGCUUCAAAAGUCACAAAUCUGCUUCCAGUGCGUUCCAGCUUUUAGUCCUAACUCUGCUCUUUACUCCCAGAUAUCCACCAUACUGUGCUCAUGUUCAUAUAACAUUACAGAGUCUUGAGUGUGUGAGUGUGUGAGUGAGUGAGAGCUGAAUGCAAGACUGAGAGGAAAAAAAGAACAAACAUACCACACGGUACAUGAGGGCAUUCAUUCAUUCAUUCAUUCAUUCAGCGAUGACGUCAUGGUGGUGACGGGUGCUUUUAUUUUGGCGAUACCGUGCACAGGAAGGAAAAUAUCUUUUCUCUCAGCUCUGAAUCCGUCUGGUCACUGUUAGUGCUUUACCUAUACGCUCAUCUACAUUCCCUGCACUUUAUUAUGAUUGUUGUUAUUGUUAUUAUCGGUUCCUACGGUGGCUGUAAAGGCACAUUUGACCAGCACUUCAAAGCAGCUGCAGUGUUACACACGUUCAGCACCUUCCGGCUCGAUGAACUCUGAAUGCGUCCUCCAUUUAUUUAUUUUUUUUAAUAUGCAGCUCGUUACAAUAUUUAGGAAAACGUUGGGCCUCGUGCAGGAACUUCUCCUCCGAGUCUGAUUCGUGAACUCUCGUUGUAACAAGAACAACAACAAGAAGCUUCCUCCGUUUUGUGGACAGAGUUGAAUUCACAGGAACAACAAAAAAAAAAGUUACCAAAGAUUUUUUUAAAGUUCACAGUUCACUCUGUGGAGCUCUAGGCUGUGCCUACAUGUACCAGAAUGCAUUGCACACGAGAAAUACGAGCUGAUAAAUAAACUAACGUAAACUCGCUGAAAUAUUCUCGCACCUGAACUGACAAAAUGCAGCCGUGCACGUUCCUAAAUUCACGUUUUCUCUCGUACGUAACUCGACGACGGUAGAAAAUCUGAUAAUUUUCCCUCUUUUUUUUUUUUUAAAGGACCUGAAACUGUUAGAAAAUAAAUAAAUAACGUCUUCCUGAAGCAAAGCGGAGGUUUUUCAUUGGGUGCUGGAGGAGAGACUUUUCCAAAAACUACUGAAAUAUAUAUAUAUAUAAUAUAUAUAUAAUAUAUAUAUAUAUAUAUUAUAUAUAUAUUUAACAUUUUUAAUAGGCAGUGAUGAUGAUGAUACAGAGAACAGAAUAUACCUUUUGCAUUAUUUAUCAUUUAUUUAUUUUUCUUAUUUUAUUUUUUUGCUCGUUCAGGUUGCGAGGUAUUUUUUUCUGGACUCGUACGACAAGUUUCCUUUUUUUUUUUACAUUUCAUUAUUGAAACGAGAGAAAAGUAAAAACUCUUUUACUUAAAUCCGUUUCCUGCGCGAAGCCCCCUUUUAUUUUAUUUUUAUUGAGCUGUAAAUUCAUCGUGUUUUUUAAAACCAAGUUUCAGUGUGUGUGUUUGACUUUAAGCUCGUAAUCAACCAGCAGAGCAAAAAAAGUGUGUCCACCAAACCAGUCGUCUCUGAGCUCGUCCUCUCCAGAUGUUUAUUUAUUUUUAUUUAUUUCUAUUUCAUGAAGCCAACUGUGAAAAAGGGCUAGAGCGCACACUGCUGCAGUUGUGUCCGUCGGCCGCGUGCUUUUAAGUUAUUUAAGUUAUUUUUCUCUGAAGUGUCGCUUCCACCGAGCUAUGCAGUAAAAAAAAAAUCAUUAUUUAGGGUUAUUUAUUACAACAGUUUCACGGUGAAUCGUUGUUGUUUUUGUUUACGUUGUCUUCUGCACGUGGCUCGUGUUGGAUGCUCGGAGGACGCUCUUCCUCCCGGUGUCAGAAGGGUUAAUGAUGUUGGUUCCCAGCAGAUUGUGAAGGGUGCACAUUUAAAAUGUAAUGUUCGUCACACUCGAGGUUUCUUUUCCAGGUUUUCUUCGUUUCUUAUUCGUGUCUUUUGCUUCAGUGACGUCCACAAACGACCUCUUGACCUUUACGGUGUUUACAUGUGACGCUGUGGUUUUAGGGGGGGGGCGGGGCUUCAAAGCCUGGACGUCUUGUAUUGGGAACACGUUGAACUUCAAAGGGGGAGGUGUUAAACGGCAUCAGAGCUGCAAAUAAUAAGUAUUAUAUUAUUGUUUAGUCGGUGAAGCCACAAGUGACGUCUUUUAAAAACAGUCGAAAACUCAACUGUUGUAAAUGACGACAAAAGAACGAAAAUAUUUAAAUCCUCAGAUUUUGUUUGUUUUUGAUGGCUAAAACAAUGAUUACAUGAUUGUUAUUUAUUAAAAUAUAUAAAUUAACUUCAUUGAUGAGUCGACUCAUCGUUGCAGCUCUGUGACUGUUGCUGAACAAACGUUUCGCUCGGUUUGAGGAACACAAAGUAAAUAAAGUCGAGUUUCUUUCUUCAAAAAUUAUUUUUUCCUGCUUUCAAUUUUUUAAAUUUAUUUAUUUUUACAGUUUUUCAAGUUCAAAAGAUGUCGUACCCAAAAGUCUUAUUCUUUCCCUCUCUGUGGUGUCGCUGAUUUCAUGAACAUCUCAUCUUCCUCAUCUCAUCUGCUCCUCUUCCUCUCAUGUCGCUGUUAAAAGAAGAAACGUGUAACCAAUAAAGUACUACUGUCCUGAUUUAUGGCACAUUCAGUCAUAGCGCAGCGUCCUUUAGUCCACCAGUCUCCAGUCUGUCGGUAGGAAAACAGAAUAGAGGAUUUAAAAAAAACACAAAAAACAUACCUUGCUGCAACGACUGUAUCCGAAAAAGAAAGUAAAAUCAGAUUAACAUACUUUAUAAUCUGAGUAGAAACUCUUUGGAAACGAUUUGUAACUUCUUUCCAGAAAUAAAUGUUCAUAUUGGUCAACUUUCA
This is a messenger RNA of Cyclopterus lumpus (lumpfish), 5779 nucleotides long. It is a transcript of the gene klhl15, whose product is annotated as kelch-like family member 15. The transcript has 10 exons. Gene Ontology annotation, molecular function: protein binding. NCBI's taxonomy places the organism in Eukaryota, Metazoa, Chordata, Actinopteri, Perciformes, Cyclopteridae. Bases 434 to 2356 code for a protein of 640 amino acids. Gene Ontology annotation, biological process: nuclear protein quality control by the ubiquitin-proteasome system; protein ubiquitination. The record is from RefSeq and is a predicted model, not a curated record. Gene Ontology annotation, cellular component: nucleus; Cul3-RING ubiquitin ligase complex.